Molecule: messenger RNA, 1727 nt
Organism: Echinops telfairi (small Madagascar hedgehog)
Lineage: Eukaryota; Metazoa; Chordata; Mammalia; Afrosoricida; Tenrecidae
Gene: ARL2BP
Product: ADP ribosylation factor like GTPase 2 binding protein
Exons: 6
Coding region: 154-645 (163 amino acids)
Biological process (GO): positive regulation of tyrosine phosphorylation of STAT protein; maintenance of protein location in nucleus
Cellular component (GO): mitochondrial intermembrane space
Source: RefSeq, a predicted model, not a curated record
GGGCCGCAGCCGGAGGAGCUUGAGGCCCCGGCGGCGAAGCCCCCUCCGGGCCGGCCGUCGUGCGCUCGAUGCCGUUGGAGCGGAGCGGAGGCUGGGCCCGGGCCGCGGGCGGAGUAGGAGGCCGACGGGCCGGUGGUGGCUGCGGCGGCGGCGAUGGACGCCGUAGAGGAAGAGAGCUUCGCGCUGUCCAUCUCCUCGGCCUCCGAUGCAGAGUUCGAUGCUGUAGUCGGAUAUUUAGAGGACAUUAUCAUGGAUGAGGAGUUCCAGUUGCUGCAGAGGAGCUUCAUGGACAAGUACUACCAGGAGUUUGAAGACACGGAGGAGAACAAGCUUACCUACACGCCUAUUUUUAAUGAAUACAUUUCUUUGGUAGAAAAGUACAUCGAGGAGCAGCUGCUGGAGCGGAUUCCUGGGUUUAACAUGGCGGCCUUCACCACCACCUUACAGCACCAUAAAGAUGAAGUGGCUGGUGACAUAUUUGACAUGCUGCUCACCUUCACGGACUUCCUGGCUUUUAAAGAAAUGUUUCUGGACUACAGAGCGGAGAAAGAAGGCCGGGGACUGGACCUGAGCAGUGGUUUGGUAGUGACGUCGUUGUGCAAGUCUUCCUCCCUGCCAGCUUCCCAGAACAACCUGCGGCACUAAGGCCCACCAGACUGGGAGAGGUGGCCGGUGGCAGAAUGCCCUGGGAAGACCUUGCCUCUCCUGCUGAUCAUCAGUGAAGUUAUGUAUUAGUGGGUCAAAAAGAACGUGGCAGGACCCCUCUCGUGAAAUACCUUGUCUUCUGUGGUCCUAAUACCCCACCCUGACUGAGCAGGCUGUCUCCAGAGCAAGCCACGCCCAGCAUCCCCAUGGGGAUAAUAGGGUGUCAGCCAGGCCACUAACCACCGUCAGAGCCCACUCUGCCCCAGCCAGCUUUGCAGGAGCCCACCCUCACAGCUCACACUUGGGUCCCCUGCCCUGCAGCCUCACUGCCUGGGAUUGUGACACCUACUCAGAGCUUUCUGAAGGUCCCGGGCACAGACCUGGUCUCUGCGCAGGUCCAGCAGCCACAGGUGAAGACGGCCUCCCAGGCCGCUGUCUGUUCCUGCCCCUUGCAUCAGCAAGCUUGGCUCGGCCUGCUGUGCUCCCACGACUUCCACACCUCCUAAGCAUUAUUUUUGAAAAACUAUUUUUAUAGAUGAAUACUCAGGCCCAGCUCAUGGCUCUAAUCUUGGGGAAUCCCUGAUUACCCAUGUAAAGAUCAAAGUAUUAUACGCUAUGUGCUUGUUAGGCCUUCGUGCGCUGAACGCAGGGCUCCUUUCUCCGGGGCACCUGGCCUCCCAGGCUCCAAGGACUGAGGGUGUCGUCCUGUAGCCUGUCAGUCUGUGUUUGUGUAGGUCUGUCUUGUGUGCAUGUCAGUGUGUUUGUGCAGGUUUGUGUUAGGCUGUCUGUUGGGGUGGGGGGGCUUUGGGGAAGAAUUAUAAUCUGAAACCCGCUUCCUGUCAAGAUGUCUUACCCGGAUGGUGUUCCCGGCCUCGCCCACGGGAGCAGGGGCUGGCGCAGCUCUCAUGGGGACGGGUACCCUGGUUUAGUCACAUGCUUGCCGUAACAUUCCUGACCAGAAAAUGUGUACGUCACACCUCUAAGCUAGCAUAAUUUAAUAGCUAAUGUGUACCUUUGUGUGUGGGGGGUGGGGGGAUUGUGGUUUUCUUUUUUAAAUAAAAAGGAUCUGUUCAGAUUUCUCA